Messenger RNA from Trachymyrmex septentrionalis, 4065 nucleotides. RefSeq names its product dynactin subunit 1 (gene DCTN1-p150). The record is from RefSeq and is a predicted model, not a curated record. The transcript is spliced from 20 exons. Bases 16 to 3918 code for a protein of 1300 amino acids. Lineage: Eukaryota; Metazoa; Arthropoda; Insecta; Hymenoptera; Formicidae.
UUGACGGAUACAGAGAUGUCAUUCAAAAUCGGACAACGCGUCGAGGUCCCCGUGAAGGAAUGCCAAGGCGUGAUCGCCUACAUCGGUUAUCCAACGUUUGCGUCGGGUAAAUGGAUCGGCGUGAUACUCGACGAACCGAAGGGGAAGAACAACGGUAGUGUCAAGGGACAGAUGUACUUUAAGUGCGCAGAGAAUCAUGGUAUGUUUGCACGCCAAACGCAACUUAUUCUAUUGGACGAGGCUGGCAAUAGGACUGAGCCAGUUAGCCCAUCAUCUGCAGGCAGUAAUGCCACGACACCUGAUGAUAGCGCCGCUAGAGCCAGGAGUCGAUUAAAUAGCAUUAGUAUGCGUCGAAGGAAUGAGCCUACAGCUGUACGGAGAAAAACAUCUCCUGCGAAUGUUACUCGCCAGCAAACUGACAAACUUUCUAGUUCUCGAUUAUCCUUAUCUGGAAGUAGAACAUUAUUAAGUGCCCCAAGUACAGAAAGCCUAACUGGAUCAUUACACGAACGUAGAGACGGCGGCGAAUCAUUAAUCCCAGCACCAACAUCGACUUCGAAGCGUGCCUCAUUUGUUGAGAAGUCCCCUAGCACGAGCUCGCCUCCCGGCAAAAAGCCAAAGGCCCAAGAUGAUCAAAAUAAUACAGGUUUUGUAGAAACAUUGAAACCGCAAUUCGUACCCGGUCAAGUCAUGGCAGGCUCAGCAGCGGCUGCAAAUUUAGUAGAAGAAAAAUUGUCACACUUGCAACUUGUGCAAGAAAACGAUAAUUUAAAAUCUCAGGUACGUGAUCUUACUGAGAAAGUAGAAACGCUGCGUGUAAAGCGAAUGCAAGACAAGGAAAGGAUAAAAGAUUUCGAAAAAACGAAACUUCAAGUUGAACAGCUUCUUGAAUUUAAGGCCAAAGUUAUGGAAAGUCAAGCCAGCCUUCAAAGAGAACUUCAACGAGCUCGACAAGAAGCCAGAGAAGCUCAUGUGGCAAGGGAACAAUAUCAAGAAGAAAUGUCUGAUCUUGCAGAAACAGUAGAAAUGGCUACAUUAGAUAAAGAAAUGGCAGAAGAAAAGGCUGAAACUCUUCAAAUCGAGUUAGAACAACUUAAGGAAAAAUUGGAGGAACAAACAUUAGAUUUAGAGAUAUUACGCACAGAAAUGUCUGAACGGGCAGCCGGCGGUGGAUCAACUACGGGAACUUCGAGCUACGAAGUAAAGCAAUUGGAACAACAAAAUAAUAGGUUGCGUGAAACGCUCGUGAAAAUGCGCGAUUUAUCGGCGCACGAAAAACACGAAUUUCAAAAACUGCAAAAGGAUAUGGAUCAGAAAAAAUCUGAGAUCUUGGAAUUAGGUCGCACGAAAGAGAAGUUGUCGGCGCGGGUCGAAGAAAUGGAACAUCAGAUAGCAGAUCUACAAGAACAAGUCGAUGCAGCAUUAGGAGCCGAAGAAAUGGUCGAGGUAUUAGGCGAGAGGAAAAUGGCGUUGGAAGAAAAAGUGGCUGAACUGGAAGAGGCUGUUGCAGAUUUGGAAGCUCUGCAAGAUAUGUCGGAUCAAUUGGCCGAAUCGUCCAAAGAAUUAGAGCUGGAACUUCGCGAGGAAUUAGAUCUUGCACUUGGAGCAGCGCGAGACGCCCAACGACAUCGAGACGCCGCGCUGGAGACUUUGGCGGAUCGUGAAUUAACUAUUACGAAGUUCCGUGAACUUACGCAUCAGUUGCAAGAACAAUGUUUGCAGUUGCAGCAACGAGUUCAAUCAACGGAAUCCACUAAGACUAACGUUCGAGGUGCAGACCAACAACUUGCGGAAAUAUUAGACUUCCAGAAGACAUUUGCCGAGACCCGAGCACAAACUAAAGCGGUCGAUCUUGAAUUGCGUCGCUUAGACGCCGAGGAGGCACGAAAUCAUGUGUGUUAUUUGCUGUCCUUCAUGCCUCCUGCAUUUUUGACUCGCGGCGGAGAUCAUGACGCGAUAUUGACGCUCUUAUUAAUACCGAGGAUGACACAAAAAACGGAGAUAUUGAUUUCGCAAGUUCGAGAAAAGUACAGAUCGAUUGAAAAGAUAGACAGAACUUCUGUAGUGAGAGGUCAUUCGGUAGCGCAAUAUUCAUUCAGAUCUCGUUUGUGCUCGCAUAUGUAUGCUUUACAAACCACCUUGGGUUGCUUUGAGUCAGCUUUAAACUCAUGUAAUUCGGAAAUGUUACUUAAAGCGGGAGCGGCUUAUCCGGAAAUGGCGGCGCAGGAAAAGUCUUUGGAUUCACUUAUAGAGCUGGCUAAGAGAGAUCAGUUGGACGAGAAUUUGCCGAUGGACGCGAUCGAGAAAUGUUGCGGAUACUUCGCCACAAUGUUCUCCGUGCUUUUCAGCGAAAGUAUAGCUGUCAAUCAGGCACGCUUAAUCGUGAAUGGCACGAGAACUUUGGGCAAUACAUGUGAUGCCAUAACUACUGAUGCUGCGGCGAUCAAAAUAUUGAUACAAGGAGAAGGUGCUGAUAUAGGUAAACUUUGUCAGCAUAUUGAAACGACAUGCGAGGUGAUCCAGCAGCAUUUGAAAUCAGCUAGAAGACGAGUACCACGUGAUCAUGCUGGUCCAGCAUUUUCUGUAGGCGCCAAUUUAGGAUUAGAUAAAGAUUGCAACGAACAAUUUUCUACAUGUUAUCAACACGGUGUGAAGAUUACGAAGACACUUCAGUAUCUAUUGAAGAGUGCCUUGCAUGCUAUUACCGAAAAUGGCGAUUUAGACACGGGAUUACCGGCCGAUAAAUUGAAGGAGAUGGCUGCAACGUCCAGCGAAAGAGUAUACGAUACAGAAGAUCUGGGUCCCGUAGCUACUAUCAAGGCUAGUUUAACGGUAAUACAGCAACUAGCGGCCAAUCUGGCGCAGAAAAUGGCCGAGUGUGAAAAUGAAUUAGCUAUAAGCGGACAAACACAAAGUCAGCAGCAAUCUAAGGAGAACGAGCAAAUAACGCCAAUUGUGGCUAGAGCGAAUUCUGUUAGGAAGGAAUCGGAAGAAACGAAAAUACUCAGCAGAAAACUCGAAGCAAGGGAUAGUGACAUACGCGAGGCGAGAUUAGCUUUACGAGAGAAGCAAGAAGAAUUAUCUGAAAUGACACUGCGGAAAGAGUUGGCCGAGAAGCGUUUUGCGACACAACAGCAUGAACACGAAAUGAAUGUCGAGAAGUUGAAGAGAAAAUUAGAAGAGGCGCAAAAUCAAUUAAAACGCAAGGAAAAAGAAUUCGAAGAAACAAUGGAUCAUCUUCAAACCGAUAUCGAUAGCUUAGAAACAGAGAAGGGACAAUUAAAGGAAAAGCUGAAAUCGAUUGGCAAGAAAACGAUAUCAGUAUCUGGCACAGACAGCAUAAUGGGAAGCACUUCGAUAACGAGUACUUUGGACAACAAAUAUUAUGUACAGGAAAUAAACGCUCUCAAGCAAGCUUUGAAUAAUGAGCACCAGCAAAAGAAGAAGAUAAUGUCCACUAUCUUGCGUCAAAAGUUAGAUCGUUUAGAACCGUUGCCAUCGCCGACGAAUCUUAAAUCUCUGGAUACAAAACUUCAAGAAUUACGAAAGAAGACUACUGAUCUCGUCAAGGAUGUAGAAAAGACUUUGGUAUAUCCAACAGUUCCUGAUUUAAGGCGUAAAGUACCCGAAACGUCUUAUCAUUAUUUAUUGGAACGUCAAAGAAACAUUAUACAACUGAAAGAACGAGUUGAUGAAUUAGUGGCUCAAGUACGUCGCGAAGCUAUCAAACGCACACCAGGUGGAAGGGCGGAAGCGAAUUUCGCCGUGUAUCCGAAUCGUGAGAUGGCGGCAGCAAUGCAGGAACGCAAAUUACUUGCCGCCGAAAUAAAGAUCCCUUACAAUGGCCCGGAACAAUCUUUCUCUGUCAAUGUAGGACCGCAAGAACUUAGGAAAAUUCACACUCUAUUAUAUUAUUAAGAACCCGCAUUGCUUCAUUAUUUAUUUCGUGAUAAAAUAUACAAAAUCCUCACAAUGUGUCGUGCAUAAGAGAGAGACUAUCUUUCUAAUUUUUUUCAUGAUAGCAAUUUUUUAUACUAUGUUGCCGUACCCUGUGCUCUAUAAAAA